AUGUCAUGGUUCCCGACACUGCCGCUGCUGGACGGGUUGCUUGCAGAUGUUCUGGUCAAAGGCGCGGGCGGCGGGGUGGCGUUCUCCCUCGUCAACGCCGCCGACACCUGGCAGUGGUGGCACUACCCGGCGUGGCUGUCUGUCAUACUGCUGGGUCUAGAGUUCGUUGCAGCGAUGGUGCACGUCUUCGGCCGGGCGUCUAAGGCGGCGACCAUCAGGCCUCGCGGGAAGCACCUCGACGAGUUUACGCCGCUGGACAGGCUGUUCGUCGCGUUCAACCGGUGCAGCACCGCCGUGUUCACCUACCACGCCGUCCAGUACCUCUGGUACGCGCCCUGGGGCGGGCGGGUCGCCUGGGGCGUCUCGGAGCUGGGGCUCGCCAGCGGGCUGGGGGCGCUCGUCGCGCAGUACGUCGUGUACGACCUCUUCUACACGGUGUUCCACAGGGUACUGCACCUCCGAGGCCUGUACAAGCACAUCCACAAGCACCACCACCGGCAGAAGGCGCCCACGCGGGGCAACGCCGACGCCGUCAACGUGCACCCGCUCGAGUUCCUCGGCGGGGAGUACAACCACCUCUUGGCGCUGCACCUGGUCUCGAGGUACGUCGUGCCGGUGCACGUCGUGUCCGCGGGCGCUUUCAUCGUCGCCGGUGGGUUCUUCGCGUCGCUGAAUCACACGCGGUUUGAUAUCCGCAUCCCGUUCCUGUACGAGGUGCGAUAUCACGACAUCCACCACUGGUACCCGGAAUGCAACUACGGGCAGUACACCAUGUUGUGGGACUGGGUGAUGGGCAGUCUAAAGGCCUAUCCCGCGGAGGAAGAUCGCGGCGAGAGGAAGAGGAACCUUGGCGGCGGCGUAACGCCUCCGGCGAAUGGCGCGCGCUCCGAUAGUACGGCUGCGGAAAACAAGGAAAAGGCGGGGUAGCCAGAUAGAUCCCACCUGCCGUAGGUGGUGGCAUAAGAUGUCCCCCCCCCCCCCCCCUGGACGAAUUUUAGAGGCUCGAUUUCUCCACAGCAGAAAAGAGUGGUAACGGCGGCGCUGAAGCCGUCUCGUCGAAAGUUCUAUUCCGAAAACGCGGCGUUUUAUUUUAGCAUCCUCUUGGUGGAGUAGUCGAGCUUUGAAUAUCGGGAGCAGGGGGUGUGGUAUCUUGUGUCAUGUCACCUGCGGUACCCGGGAACACGUUGCGUGGGCGGAGAGCGCCCGCUGCCGAAACAGAGAAGGAGAAAGUGGGCCGACCAAAGUGUCGCGGUGGGAAUUGCUUCGCGGAUCGAGGGAGGGCUAGCAGCAGAGUUUUUUAACAUAGCAUGGUGUAACACGGCAGGUUUUGCUCUGUGUAGUAGGCAUGAAGUGGUGUUCAGUUUUGAUAAUUUCCUGUACAAGGGGUAUCAGCAGAGGGAUAGUUUUUAUGUAGCUUGAGAUCAACAAGUUUAUCACUUUUUCGUACAUUGGACUGCCGCGUUUUGUGUAUUUGGUGUUCCGGCGUGUGUUUCAUCCUGUUAGUUUCGCCGGGGACGUGGUGAGGUCUCUUCUCUGUUUCAUUGUGUAGGCACGUUUUAUUCUGUGACACGAUGUGAGUGUUUUCUGCAUGCCGGCAGUAUCCAUACACAGCAAGCCCAAUAGUUGGGUCCUGGUGCUCUUGCAUGAAACAUGUUCGCGUUUCAAGGAUUCUCCGUGAGCCAACACCUCACAAAUGCUGAGUCGGAGCUUGUGGGAACCCUCGGUUUGAACGGUUUCGCCCGAACUCAUCCGCAACUCGGAUUGUGUCUGUAGUGUGUACGAGGCUCCCGUUCGGGGUUGGGUGGCUUGCCUCCCGGGGGUGACGCAAGGGGACAUGGCCAAUAGCUUAACCUUUGUUCGGUGUUAAAGUGCCGGUUGCCGUACAAUCUGCGGAUAAUAUCUCGCAAUCGUGUUGCGGGAAACUUUCUUUUUUUUUUCAUCGUGACCUUCUCGUGCGCGUGGGGAAAUGUGUGCUUGAUGUAGGCUAACGCCGUAUUUGCCGCUGAGGCUACUGCUGCCGUAGUGUAGACUUGUUGCACAUUCUCUUCGGCGAGUAUUUGGACGGUCAUCGCUACUACCCAGG
Molecule: messenger RNA, 2083 nt
Organism: Ectocarpus siliculosus
Lineage: Eukaryota; Phaeophyceae; Ectocarpales; Ectocarpaceae
Source: the annotation of a GenBank genome assembly